UUCCAAACGAAAGAAGGAAACCGGAAUGUAAAUAUAAAAGGCAAGCAACCCCCGACAGGCUCUUCUCCCCAGAAUUACAUCCCUUCACAAAUACACUCAGGAUUUGAUUCUUGGAGAGAAGAAAGAGCCGCCUCCGCUCCAAACCAAACCCUAACCCUAACCCUAAUUCCCAAAUUUCCUUUCGCUUUCGUUCUGUUUCGAUUGAUCCCCCCCAGAAACCCACAAAAUUCUUCUCUUCUCAAAUUUGUUUCUUGAUUCGAAGCCAGCAAGUUGUGAAUGGUGGAAAUCUUAAGCAUCAGUAAUUUCAUGCGCUCCCUUUUACAAUCAAGGGCGAGCGCUUUUCUCCCGAUCUCUGCUGCGUCUGCUUUCGCUUUCGGCUCCUGCAAGGAAGGCUGGUACUACCGCUGCCUCGGCGUCGACCCCUGAACCCCCUUCGUCCCAUAUAUCUCUAUAUUUCCUCUUUCUCAUCAACCUUUUUGAUUAUCGCACCGGAUUUUCAUUAAUCGCCGUCCGUCGGUUUUUUGAUUAUUUGAUUGAGAUCAAUAACUUGUUGGGAAAGAGGGACUCGGAAGUUUUUUAGAUUUUUUUUUGCGUUGGCUGCCUUUUUUGCUGUUGAUUAAUUGAUUUGAAUUCGAUUACGAAACGACGAAGAUGUUGCUGUACAAGCAGAAGAAGAAUCCGAACAGCGCCAAGGGCAACAGGCUCUUGAUCAGCAUCACUGUGCUCGGCAGCGCCGGCCCGAUCCGCUUCGUUGUCAACGAGGAGGAGCUUGUCGCUGCCGUCAUCGAUACCGCCUUGAAAUCUUAUGCGCGUGAGGGUCGCCUUCCGGUUCUUGGCUCCGAUCUUAAUGACUUCCUGCUCUACUGCCCUAACGCAGGACCUGAUGCUCUGAGUCCGUGGGACACAAUUGGAGCACAAGGAGCUCGUAACUUUAUGCUAUGCAAGAAGCCUCAGCCAGUGAAAAUGGAUAGCGAUGAAAUACCAGCGGCUGCAAUUACUCGCAAGGGUAGUGGGAGUUGGAAGGCAUGGAUCAAUAAGUCCCUCAAUCUCAAGAUCUCCUCCCAUUAAAUUAAUGGGGAAUGAGAGAGUUUUGUUUGAGUUAUUGGUGUUUGGUUCAUUAGUUAUAGAGCCAGCCAUAUCCUUUGGGCUGUAAUAUUUUCAAGUAUUUUGUUUUCGAAUAAAUUACAGAUUGGUUUGUUUGUUAUUUCUUUCCAUGGCAUUUUUGCCAAUGGCUUUUGAGGAUCUUCUAGUGAUAGUUGGAACUCGGGAGUUUGCUUGCAUUUGUUGUGCAAUGGUGGAAAUUGCACUGUACCUUUGAUUCGGUUUAGUUGCGUAA
Prunus avium (sweet cherry) is the source of this 1336-nucleotide messenger RNA. RefSeq lists its product as uncharacterized. Lineage: Eukaryota; Viridiplantae; Streptophyta; Magnoliopsida; Rosales; Rosaceae. The record is from RefSeq and is a predicted model, not a curated record.